AGUUUCCACGCGCAAAAAUUUUGUCUCAGUAUAUAUAGAUGCACAAAAUUGACCCUUCUCCAUCCGCCUGUUUCCGCCAUCAGAUUUCUGCUCCGGUGAAUUCAAAUUUAGGGAACAAACAAACCCUAGAUUAUCUAUCUUAUCUCUCUAAAGAUCUAUACAGCUACACGCGAUGACGAGAGGUGCUAAGAGGAAAACUACUCACAAGGAUGAAGCUUUCAAGGAGCCGACACAGCCGAUUGAGGAGAAUGAGAAGAAUGAGCCCAGCCAAUCGGCUGAGGGAAGCAAAGACGAGCAAAGAAAGCCGGCUGAAAAGAAUUACAUAGAGCUAAAUGAGCCAGCUCCGGAGGAGCCGAGCACGAAAGUGGAUGAGGAGCCGAAUAAGAAAGCUGCUAAAGGUAGAGCUAAGAGAACCAAGACUCUGAAGCCUGAGGCCGAGGAGGAGUAUUUUCCUGACAAGAGGAAUUUGGAAGACCUAUGGCAACAGGUCUUUCCAGUUGGCACGGAGUGGGAUCAGUUGGACAUGGUGUAUCAAUACAACUGGAAUUUCUCAAAUUUAGAAGAUGCAUUUGAAGAAGGUGGGCUGUUAUACAACCAAAAGGUCUACCUCUUUGGAUGUACAGAGCCACAAUUGGUCUCUUUCCGGGGUCAAGGAAAAGUUACAAUGAUUCCUGUUGUGGUUGCUGUGGUGUCACCUUUUCCCCCUUCUGACAAAAUUGGCAUUAAAUCAGUACAGAGGGAGACUGAAGAAAUUCUGCCUAUGAAGCAGAUGAAAAUGGACUGGGUUCCAUACAUCCCAUUGGAAAAUAGGGAUUCUCAAGUUGAAAGACUUAAAUCCAAAAUUUUUAUUUUAAGUUGCACCCAGAGAAGGUACAAUUCUAUUUUCUGCUUGCUCGUCUCAUUUCCUGUUGUCAAAUUUUUUUUCUGUUUGGGCUAA
Messenger RNA from Olea europaea var. sylvestris, 937 nucleotides. RefSeq names its product protein HEAT INTOLERANT 4-like. The transcript is spliced from 7 exons. The coding region runs from base 173 to 937 and encodes 254 amino acids. Lineage: Eukaryota; Viridiplantae; Streptophyta; Magnoliopsida; Lamiales; Oleaceae. The record is from RefSeq and is a predicted model, not a curated record. Gene Ontology annotation, biological process: regulation of cellular response to heat.